GUGGGUAUAAAACAGAAGGGAUAGAGAGAGAAUUCAUCUGACACCACUUUCCGAUCUUCGUCAGACAUUCUGAUUCCAACAUGCAGCAAUUAGUUGUGAUUUUACUGGUGCUUCCCGCAGCCCUAUGUUUGAACUGUACCGGCAAGGCUGAUGGCAACUACGACAUCGGCUGUCGCUCCUACUCCACGUGCACUGCAGGCAGUUACCAGAUUGUCAGUUGCCCUGACACCCAGGUGUACAACAGCAAGAUCGGGAAGUGUGACAGACCCGAGAACGUGGCGCCCCCAUGUGGUGCGCAGAAAGACUGUUCCAGCAAGAAGGACGGGCACUACGCCGACAUGAGCAACAACUGCAUCUCCUACUUCACGUGUGCGGCGGGGGCCUUCUUCGGCCACAACCUCUGCCCAGCAGGCACUGUGUUUGACGAGGACAUGCAGACCUGCAACUGGGCCAACGCCGUGAAGCCUCCAUGCGGGACAUAUUCCCCCACAACUGCCAAGUCCUCCCAGUAA
Molecule: messenger RNA, 512 nt
Organism: Haliotis rubra (blacklip abalone)
Lineage: Eukaryota; Metazoa; Mollusca; Gastropoda; Lepetellida; Haliotidae
Product: chondroitin proteoglycan 2-like
Exons: 4
Coding region: 81-512 (143 amino acids)
Cellular component (GO): extracellular region
Molecular function (GO): chitin binding
Source: RefSeq, a predicted model, not a curated record